UGCAUUAUCUCUACCACCAGAUACCUCACUGGACCCCAGAGCUACUAUUCUUCCACGAUGUGGCUCUGUGCUUUGGGUCUGAUCUCUCUCAUUGCUUGCUUGAGUCUGGGACACCCCUCCUCACCACCUGUGGUGCACACUGUUCAUGGCAAAGUCCUGGGGAAGUAUGUCAGCUUAGAAGGAUUCCCACAGCCUGUGGCCGUCUUCCUGGGAGUCCCCUUUGCCAAGCCCCCUCUUGGAUCCCUGAGGUUUGCUCCACCACAGCUUGCAGAGCCCUGGAGCUUCAUGAAAAAUACCACCUCCUACCCUCCUUUGUGCUACCAAAACCCAGAGGCAGCACAGAGGAUUGCUGAGCUCUUCACCAACCGAAAGACGAUCACUCCUCACAAGUUUUCUGAGGACUGUCUCUACCUCAACAUUUACACUCCUGCUGACUUAACAAAGAACAGCAGGUUGCCUGUGAUGGUAUGGAUACAUGGAGGUGGACUUGUGAUUGAUGGAGCAUCAACCUAUGAUGGAGUACCCCUCGCUGUCCAUGAAAAUGUGGUUGUCGUGGUCAUUCAGUAUCGCCUGGGUAUCUGGGGAUUCUUCAGCACAGAGGAUGAACACAGUCGGGGGAACUGGGGUCACUUGGACCAGGUGGCUGCACUACGCUGGGUCCAAGACAACAUUGCCAACUUUGGGGGCAACCCAGGCUCUGUGACCAUCUUCGGAGAGUCAGCAGGAGGUGAAAGUGUCUCUGUUCUUGUGUUAAGCCCAUUGGCCAAGAACCUCUUCCACAGGGCCAUUGCACAGAGUAGUGUCAUUUUCAAUCCUUGCCUGUUUGGGAGAGAUGCCAGACCCUUGGCUAAGAAAAUUGCUGCUCUUGCUGGCUGUAAAACCACCACAUCAGCUGCCAUGGUUCACUGCCUGCGCCAGAAGACAGAAGAUGAGCUUUUGGAGGUCUCACUGAAAAUGAAAUUUGGGACUGUUGAUUUUCUUGGAGACCCCAGAGAGAGCUAUCCCUUCCUCCCUACCGUGAUUGAUGGAGUGGUGCUGCCAAAGGCACCAGAAGAGAUCCUAGCUGAGAAGAGUUUCAACACUGUUCCCUACAUAGUGGGCAUCAACAAGCAUGAGUUUGGCUGGACCAUUCCAACGUUUUUGGGCUUCCCACUCUCCGAAAGAAAACUGGACCAGAAGACAGCUGCAUCCAUCCUGUGGCAGGCCUACCCAAUUCUUAACAUCUCUGAGACACUGAUUCCAGCAGCUAUUGAGAAGUAUUUAGGAGGGACAGAUGACCCCAUCACAAUGACAGACCUGUUCUUGGACUUGAUUGGAGAUGUUAUGUUUGGUGUCCCAUCUGUAAUAGUGUCCCGUAGUCACAGAGAUGCUGGAGCUCCAACCUACAUGUAUGAGUAUCAGUAUCGCCCAAGCUUUGUAUCAAACAAUAGACCCCAGGCAUUGUUAGGAGACCACGCUGAUGAACUCUUCUCUGUAUGGGGAGCCCCGUUUUUAAAAGAGGGUGCUUCAGAAGAAGAGAUCAACCUCAGCAAGAUGGUGAUGAAAUUCUGGGCCAACUUUGCUCGGAAUGGGAACCCUAAUGGUGAAGGACUGCCUCACUGGCCAGAGUAUGACCAGAAGGAAGGAUAUCUGCAGAUUGGAGUCCCAGCACAGGCAGCCCAGAGGCUGAAAGACAAGGAAGUGGAUUUUUGGACUGAGCUCAGAGCCAAGGAAACAGCAGAGAGGCCAUCCAGUAGGGAACAUGCUGAGCUGUGAUCAGGAGGCCCAGCCACGUUUGAGAGUCUGGAGCUAAGAAAAGGUGUUUAUCCAUCAGAUAUCGUUUCCAAAAUCAAUCGUGUAGGGAGAAACAUUUGAUUUUAUGCUUUCAAUUUUUUGGUUUUUGAGAUAGGGUUAUCUGUGUAGCCCUGGCUUUCCUGGAACUCACUAUGUAGACCAGGCUAGCAUUGAAUUCAGAGACCCUCUUGCCUCUGUCUCUCAAGUUCUGGGAUUAAAGGCAUGUGACACAACUGACCAGGCAUAUGCUUUCAAUUUUAAAUGACAUCACAAAAACAUUCCCUUAGAAACCAAACCAGAGUCUAUGUCUUCAGCUCAAAAUGCAUCUAUGUGCUUUAGAGUACUAAUAAUGUUUUUUGUAUGCUGUGUAAAGUUUAUCCUUGUGUUAUUCAAAUGCUCAUUUCUCUGCCCUCAUGUAUUGCUUCAUUCUGGACAUUGCAUUGUAAUGCUUAUACCAGAUAUCUCCUGUCUCAC
Molecule: messenger RNA, 2247 nt
Organism: Mastomys coucha (southern multimammate mouse)
Lineage: Eukaryota; Metazoa; Chordata; Mammalia; Rodentia; Muridae
Product: liver carboxylesterase 1
Exons: 14
Coding region: 58-1755 (565 amino acids)
Biological process (GO): lipid catabolic process
Cellular component (GO): lipid droplet; endoplasmic reticulum
Molecular function (GO): carboxylic ester hydrolase activity
Source: RefSeq, a predicted model, not a curated record